Messenger RNA from Colletotrichum siamense, 714 nucleotides. It is a transcript of the gene UCHL3-1, whose product is annotated as Ubiquitin carboxyl-terminal hydrolase isozyme L3. Lineage: Eukaryota; Fungi; Ascomycota; Sordariomycetes; Glomerellales; Glomerellaceae. Gene Ontology annotation, cellular component: cytoplasm. Gene Ontology annotation, molecular function: cysteine-type deubiquitinase activity. Bases 1 to 714 code for a protein of 237 amino acids. The record is from RefSeq and is a predicted model, not a curated record. The transcript is spliced from 3 exons. Gene Ontology annotation, biological process: protein deubiquitination; ubiquitin-dependent protein catabolic process.
AUGCCGCCGACUUACAACAAGGCCUUCAUCCCACUCGAGUCGAAUCCCGAAGUAUUCAACGAACUCAUCAGCCUUCUCGGUGCUCCGCCAUCGCUCCAGUUUGAGGACAUCUUCGCCUUGGACGAUCCCGCGCUGCUCCCAGACAAGAUUCUGGCUCUCGUCCUCAUCUUCCCUACGACACCCACUUUCGAGGCGCGACUGACGGCAGAGGAAGCCGGCGCUCAGGACUGGAUGGUUGAGCACAACGAAGAAGACGAAGACGCCGUGUGGUUUAAGCAGACUAUCAACAACGCCUGCGGGCUGUAUGCCAUUCUGCAUGCAUUGGCAAAUGGCCGCGCAAAAGACUUUCUCAGACCGGGGUCGUUGCUAGACAAUCUGCUGUCUAUCACGGCACCGAUGGACCCCGCUCAGGCUGCCAUGGCACUGGAAGCUUCAACCGAGCUGGAGGACGCCUAUUCUUCGAUCGCCACCAAGGGCGACACAGCUGCGCCGGCGAGUGCUGAAGAUGAGGUAGACUUCCAUUACAUCUGCUUUGUGAAAUCACCGGAUACCGGUCAUCUGUACGAACUGGACGGUGAUCGCAAGGGCCCCGUGGAUAGGGGCGUGCCGGACGAAGAGCAACGGGUUGAUCUUGGUCAAAAGUCGCUGGACAUUGUGCGUCAAUUCAUCGCACAAGGAGGAGACAACAUCGGUUUCAGUCUCGUGGCGCGUUGA